Messenger RNA from Coregonus sp. 'balchen', 3797 nucleotides. The record is from the annotation of a GenBank genome assembly. NCBI's taxonomy places the organism in Eukaryota, Metazoa, Chordata, Actinopteri, Salmoniformes, Salmonidae.
GUCAACCGUCUCAGAUUGACCUCACCCUCAUUCCACAGGAUCAAUAGUAGGGAGGAAGAAGAGGAUGAAAAGGAGUACGAGGAAGAGGAUUUUGAGAUCAUCGAAUUUGCAGUGACAGCUCUUGGGACCUUAAAGACAAGCAGGAUUUAGACAACCUCUGCUCGGAGGAUCCCAUGGAGUGUGAGCUCACAGACCAAAGUGGCCUCCUUCCCAUUGGUCAGAUACUGUAUGUCAGGUAUGACUGCCAGCUCUCAGAGAUAGUUAUGUUUGCCUCCCUCCUAGUGGACAAAUGUACUAAUGCAUGGACCAUAUUCAGAAGUUGACCAAACCCAAGUGACAUAUGACAUAGUAUGCUUGGUGGGCAGGGUGGGAAAUUCACUUUUUGGUUCACCAGCCACUGUGACAAGUAGAUUAAGAAAUCUACCAGCCACUUAGAGUUUUUACAGCCAAAAUAUUUUGCCAUAAUUACACACACAAAAUAUAUCUAUCAAUGGAUGAGCAUGCGUUCUGUUUUUCUAAAACAAGAAAUGUAUUACUAGUAAGAACGAAUUGGGUAUAUUGCUUAAUGUCAUUUCAUUUUUGUGACCUGCGUCUUUUAACCAACGUUAAAAUAAAUAAUUUAGAUACAAUAGUAAAAAUAGAAACAGUUCUACAACUGAACAUCAAGAAUCAACAAAGUGCCUACCCUGCCACAAAAGGCUUCGACAUGGCUUAUUUAUUAUUAUAGUUCAGGGCUCUACGCUGACAUUUUUUAUAAGAAGUACAUGACAUACUCCUAAGUAGAAAUGUAGAAGAACACAAAUAAAUGUAGGAGAACAAGUAUUUGAGUGUUUUAAUAUAUGGUGCGAAGAUAUGGUGCGUCUCUCUCCAGAAUGCAUGCAUAUGUAGCAAAGUACCCAUUUGGCAAUGUCUGAUUUCUGAUUGUCUUAACUCACCACGUACACCACUCAUUUUUUCUUCGCCUCACACAAGUCAACGAAGUCUGUUUUUUUAACAUCCAUUGCGAAUGAUAGUUCCUCGGUAUUUGAAAAAUAUUUCCAACACUCCCCGCCUCGAUAAUCACCAAGCCGUGUGAAAGAGCAAAAUAUCAUGAUCUGAUGAUCCCAAAUAUCCAGUCAUACAAAACAUAAUAAAAAACAGCUUUCUGUCCCGAAACUAUGGGGGCCCGGAAUAGGCUAGUUGAUGCAAUGUUGCAAGUUCGCUAACAACAGCGUCUGGGCGGCCCAAGUGAUGAUUUGAUACAAUGUUGCACUCACUAGCAAUAGCUCAAAUCAAGACGGAUAGAAGGGGAGGCAGACAGGCGGAGUAGAUAGAUGAAUGUGAUUGAAAGAACCGGAAUUUUUAUCCGGAUAUUUUCUACUGUUUGUAUUUGUCGGCUUUAGGCCUAUGUUUUUUACUUAGUUGACAAUGGAAGUUAUAGGCCCACUGCUGCAUCUCUGAGUUAUAUGCUCUCAUUUCUUUAGCCGCCAGUGGAUCACAGUGUGUCCAUACGGCAGAGGCUAGUGCUCUCCGCAUAGUUGAAUUUUAACUUUAAGAUUUUGAUCAUUUUAUUUCAGAUUUUUAUGAUUAACCAUGUGACAAUGAUUUUGAGAAACGAAAACGUUAUUAUUUAAAUGAAACUGUUUCAAGAAAAUGCUCAUGUAAAAAUUAUAAUAACUGGCACGCAUAUCGGUAGAAAUGGUUGGAAACGUCUAUACUAUUACAACCAUUUUAAAAAAAAAUGUGAACGCGCGAGAACACAGGACAUCAGCACACAGGACACAGCUCACCUCACAUCAGUCCAGUGUAUAAAGUCACCCUCAGUACGAGGGAGCCCUAUGCUAUCUCCACCUUGCCUGCAGUCCUGUCACUUUGAGUGGGUGAAACUAGAGCUGGUGUAUUUCCGAGUUCCAAGUACCCAAUCUUGAACCUUCCCAGUCUUAUGCCGCGUUCAAAACAACUGGGGGGAAAAAACGAAUUCCGACUGGGAAAAAUCGUUUUGAACGGUCAACCAAGUCGGAAUUCCAAGUCGGAAACUCAGACAUCUUUUUAGAGCUCUGACUUUCCGACCUGAAGAUCACUGAAGUCAUGAUUUGACCUCUUUUUUUUUUAGAGUUCCCAGUUGUCUUGAAAGCACCAUUAAUGGUAGCCUGGCUGCCGCGACUCUCGUGAUACACAUCUAGGGAGAGCUGUAACACACUGGUCUAGACAGGAGUCUAUUGUUAUGUCGUGUUCAUGACAACUGGGAACUUGGAACUUGAACAUUUCCAACAUCUGACUUCAGUGCUUUCAAGACAACUGGGAACUCCAAGUCAGAAACUCUGGCAUCAUCCUAGGGCAUCAUCCUAGAGCUCAGACUUCUAGAUCUAAGACUUCUCACUGAUGUCACGAUUUGAGUUCCCAGUUGUCUUGAAAGCUCUCAUUGUUUGGAUUUGAAAAUCCAAUAGUUGUAUUGGAAGGGGGUGGCUCUCGGGGGCUGUGUGUGGCUGUCCAUGUGGGUGUUUGAGUGAGAAAGACACAGAGGAGAAGCAAUCAGUAAAAAAAACACAUCUCCUUCAUUAUCGACACAUCUUGAUGACAACGUCAAAAUAGCCUUUCCAGACUCUGAAGUCAGGAAGACUUCGAGUUAGGUGUCAACCAGACUAUAACUUUAUGGUGCAUUACCGCCAAACUCCAGUAAACUCAGUUCCCUCUUUCUUUUGAAGACUCACCUGACUCCCAAGGGGAAGGGGGGUGACUGCCCAGAAUACGGGAACAGAAAUUGUCUGACUGGCUUGUCAAUAAAUACCCUUAAAUGUGCAGCCUUUUUUACGCAUUCGAUUACAUUAAAUGCAUCACUUUUACAGUGGUAAAUUAUUAUUGCAGUGCUUAAUAUGCUCCCAAUACAAGUCAUUCUAAAUUUCCAUAUUAAUAUUAGUGAUACAAAUGUCCAUGUUACAGUGUAAUUCCAUUAGUUUUUCAGCUAUAUGAGCAACUUCCGGCCAGGUUGGAGCAGUGCCCCUGGUUUACAGCACCCAGAGAUAUGGCACCAGCCUGGGCACUCUGUACAGGAGCAUGGGGGGCAUGGACUGUAGCACCAAUACCCUCACUGUCAUCAGAGAUAACUAUGGACAGGUGAGGAGUAACUGAGGCCUUUUAGUGGCCUAAACCAAGUUUUCCCACCUAUGCCAUAAGUCUGUCAGUGUCCAUUUUUUAAAAUCCCUCUUCUGUAACUCUAUUUAUUUGUCCUAUAGGUGUUUGGUGUAUUUUGUCCCACUACUCUUUGAAUCAGUCUGUCAUACUAUAGAACAGGACACACAAUUCCUCUUCUCCUUCUCUCCACAACUCCAGGUGAACUAUCCCCAUGUCGCGUCUCAGUAUCACUGGCUCAGGGCUGGAUUCUAACCCAACAUAGCAAUAUUGUAUUACUGCAUAAUGAAUGUUUCAGUUCACAAACAACAAGCUAUGAUCAUAGUCUAUUUUCCAGGUUUAUGAAUGGAAGUUUAGUAACUCCUUCUUUGUGAAGGGAAGUCCAGACUACCUGGCAUUUGGUGGAGGAGGUUGAGUGAAAAUCGGUCCACUAUGGUCAAUAAUCUAUAACUCAACAGAAUAUGGAAGAAACUAGUGGUCUAAAGGAGUGCUUGAAUGUUGAGGAAUUAUGUUCUCUCUUCCUCCCCCUUCUCCUGCUCUAACAUGCUCUCAGGGGUCUCUUUGGCCUGGGGUUAGACGAUGGCCUGAUCCGUGGGCAGAGCCAGAAGUGUGACACAUUUGACAAUUACGUGUUGGCCUCCUCUGAAGACUUCCUCAUCAACGACCUGGAGGUUUGGGCCAUCUCCUGA